AUGACGAGCGAGGCGGUGCGCAAAGAAGGGCGCGGUCGGGGCAGUUGGACUGACCAUUCCUCGUAUAUGUCGGGCGACAACCACCUAAAUGGCGCAGCUCGAGUGCACAAACGAGCGAUCGUGGAGGACAUCACCCCUGAGGCGGAAGAGCCCGAUGCGCUCCUGAUGUUGUUCCGACUCUCCAUCCCUGUUCCUAUCUUCUCCUUCAUCGCAUCCCUGUAUACCGUCUUCGGUCUUCUCUUCGUCCUCCUGAUCUCCCCACUUCGCCUCUGUUCCUGCAUUCGAUACCUGCGAAACACGUCUUUCCGAGCCCAAUUAUGCGACCUUUUAGUACCGCAGUUACAUAUCCACGAGCGGUUGGUCUGCCUGCGACGGUCGUCGAAGCGAUCGGCAUCCACGCAACCGAUCUAUGAUCCGGAGGCGUCGUUUUUGGACGAGCCGAUAGAAUCCUACACGAUCGGCGGACUGAUAGCGGUCCUGCUGUUGUCGCCCUUCUUUUCGAUCGCGAUUCUCCUACCUGCCUGGAUCGCAGCAUUCUUCUGGAUCUUCUCCAUGGUGAUGGGCAACCCCGACGGCACGGAGCGGAAAGACGAUGGUCGAGCCGCGGUCCUCGGGGUCAGCAGAUGGUGGCACUUAUGGCUGGGGAAAGCGCGGAAGUCGCCUUCCUAG
Aspergillus japonicus CBS 114.51 is the source of this 669-nucleotide messenger RNA. RefSeq lists its product as uncharacterized. NCBI's taxonomy places the organism in Eukaryota, Fungi, Ascomycota, Eurotiomycetes, Eurotiales, Aspergillaceae. The transcript has 2 exons. The record is from RefSeq and is a predicted model, not a curated record. Bases 1 to 669 code for a protein of 222 amino acids.